Oldenlandia corymbosa var. corymbosa is the source of this 2346-nucleotide messenger RNA. NCBI's taxonomy places the organism in Eukaryota, Viridiplantae, Streptophyta, Magnoliopsida, Gentianales, Rubiaceae. The record is from the annotation of a GenBank genome assembly.
AUGAGCGCCAUGGCGAUAUUGGUGGAACGAGUGAAUUCGAUGCACGUAGAACUUAGUGCCAUCAAAGCUCCAGGACAAUGGUCGGUCACGCCAAGUUUCUUAGGGCAAGAGAAACGGAUAAGUAAGAUGUCAAAGCACUUUAGUGUGAACCCUUUGCACUUUUUAGGUCAUGAUACUCCAACAGGCCCAUCUUUGCAGUUGUCAGGUGAGACACCUAGUCCGGAACAGAUACCCAGGAGUUGGUAUGAAAAGGUGGUGCCUAGUCAACAUGCGUUUAUUCCCCUAUACAGGAACUUCAUUUUCGAUGGCCCAACAACACCACCGAUCUCUGAUCAAUAUCAACCAUAUUCAACUGCAAUUGUGACUCAAGGGAUAACUCCAAACACAGCCACAUCUGAGCAAACUAAGACCGCACCGAGCAAACAACGUAUGUAUGCAGAAGAAACAGUUUGGAUUCAAGACCGAUCACCCGAUGGAAUUUUAUGUCCGAUGGUUCCAUGCAAAAUAUACAAAGGCGAAAUUCUUCAUGGGGCCCUCCAGACAACAUCGACUACAGCUCCAGCAGUUGAAUCAACCGUGUUAGAACUCCCUAAUCACUAUCUACAGUUGGUAGCAGUGAUUAAUCCGCUAGCAGGUGCGACAAGGAACAGAAAUCAGGCGGCAAGAGUUCCUUUGAUGCAUCAAGGGCCACCUCCCAAUGGGAUACACAAUCAACCUCAGGAACCGAUAGUUAAUCAUGCGGCUACAUAUGUUAGUAAUAAUCCAGCAGAGGAAGCUGAAAGCCUUAAAGGUCGUGGAAGGCAAUGGUUCAAUCCUCCUAAUCAACCAAUGGUGAACCAGGCUCAAUACUUUGGGUUUGAUGAGGAGGAAGAUUUUGUAGACAUUAAUGCAGCUGAAAUAAUAAAUAUGAAGGGAUACAAAUGUACUACUUUGCGGAAGCCUAGUACCCCACAAGCCUGUGAUAUACCACUAGGACAAGGGACAGCCACUGGGGCAAAACCACGAGCUGACCCUUACAAUCCAGGCCGCGUAUAUUCAUUCGACAUUACACAACAAGAGGCAAUCUUUGAAGAUAUGUUAAAGAUUGGCCAUGUGACUUAUCGAAAAGGACAGAGACAGUCGAAACCUGCCGAUAUAGAAAGAAAGACUUACUGCAAGUAUCACAUGUCAAUGACGCAUGGAACCAACGAAUGUGCGGUUUUCCAGAAUGUCAUACAGAAGAUGAUUGACAGUGGAAAUAUCCAAGAGGAAGAACCGGCAGCAGUGAUGAUAGAACCAUCUCCGGUGAAUCACGUAGUGGAAAUGAUAAAUGUGGACCCUCGAGCAGCUGCUUAUGCUAGACAGAAGAUAAGUAUCGGUUGUCAAGAUUGUGGUCGAGUGGUGGAUUCAUUGAAAGAGGAAGUUUGUCGAUUAGGAAGUGCGAAUGGUGGGCAUUUGCAUCAACGGAAAAUUCUUUCUCAGCAAGUAGAAGAAGAGAUAACCAUUGAAGUAGAUGGAAAUUUGCAAACUUGGGUUCUUCAGAGUAGACAUGUUGAACAUUCAGGGCCGGCAAGUAAAAGCUCUGAUCAACAUGUAGACAGACUAAUGCCAAGACAACCGAUUCAUGAGCGGUUAGGUCCACGCACAUCCCAAGGAUUUGGGAUGGGGAGAUUUGAAUCACGAACGGUGAAAUACAGGUUGUCAUGGCCAUAUCGUAGUCAGGGGCUUAGCUUUGGACGGUCUGCCCAACCAUUUGUGCUGCCUAUGGGUAGUGUAAAGGCUAGAAUGUGGUAUGACUCGAACUUAGCGUCGAAGGUGGCAGCGAAAACGGGUAGGAAGAUAUAUUUAAGGCAAAAAAGGGAGCUCGAGCAAUCGUCUUAUGGUGUGCAUGGUAGGCAGGUUCGAGUAACUAAGCAAUGGCAAAAUAAGAAGCAUGAUAGUAUGGACGUCAACAUGGUGUACGUACUGCCUAAAGAAUAUGCUGCUAGACAAGCUAUGGCAAAGAUGCUUGAAGUAAAGGUUGAUGACCCAGAGAAAACAGUGGUGCCGAAAGUUAACCUGCAGUUGAAAGAGGCUUUGGUGAUUUGGGGGGCAAAUGGACCAGAAGUUUUAAAGGCUGAUGCUAAACUGUUUAUGGUGCAGAGCAAUCCUGCUGAAGCUUUUUAUUAUGAAAAGGAUGUCGGUCCAUGUAGGUUGCUUGGAAUUGACAAAUACAGUAAACCUAUGACCGCAACGCCUAUGAAGAACAUAGGAAUUAAUGAAUGGAAGAUGUUAUGGCAAGAGAUCCGUAGGCUAUACCAAUAUUUGGCACCUAAGCCGCAGGAUGUUGGACCGGUUACUGAAGAAGUUUUCGAUGAUGAUAAAUGA